Molecule: messenger RNA, 1931 nt
Organism: Drosophila elegans
Lineage: Eukaryota; Metazoa; Arthropoda; Insecta; Diptera; Drosophilidae
Product: NECAP-like protein CG9132
Exons: 4
Coding region: 95-832 (245 amino acids)
Biological process (GO): endocytosis
Cellular component (GO): membrane; clathrin vesicle coat
Source: RefSeq, a predicted model, not a curated record
GCGCGGCGGUCACACUGGUUAAAAAAGCUUAAAAAAAACACUUGGCAAAAUUCAGAUAAUAAACAAAAUCAAAAAUAGUUGAAUUUCGAAAAAUAUGGAAUACGAAAGUGUGCUGAUCGUGAAGCCGGAGGUGUUUAUCUACAAAAUACCGCCGCGCGCGAGCAAUCGAGGCUAUAGGGCGGCAGACUGGAAUCUAAAGGAGCCAACAUGGACGGGCAGAAUGCGAUUGGUGGCCAAGGGCACCGCCGUCGUCCUGAAACUGGAGGACAAGACCAGUGGCGCCCUGUUCGCCAACUGCCCCAUCGACACAUAUCCCGGCGUGGCCAUCGAGGCGGUAUCGGACAGCUCGCGGUACUUCGUCAUUCGGGUACAGGACGACAAUGGAAGAUCGGCGUUCCUUGGCCUGGGAUUCGGGGAUCGGUCGGACUCGUUCGAUCUAAAUGUGGCGCUGCAGGAUCACUUUAAGUGGGUGAAGAACCAGGAGCAGAUCGAAAAGGAGAAAACGGAGCCCAAGCAGGAGCUGGAUCUGGGAUUUAAGGAGGGCGAGACCAUCAAGAUCAACAUGAGGAUAACGAAAAAGGAUGGCUCCGAGGGACCCUCGCGCACUGGCAAGAACAAGGGCUCCUCGGGCGUUCUGCCACCGCCGCCUGGUGGCCUCGGCAAGAUCGCUCCACCACCGGCCGCCGCCGCAGCCACGACGGUACGGCAAAGUCCCGGCGUCUCGCCCGCCCACAGACCCGCCGCUGGAGGAUCCGAAUGGACCGACUACGCAUCCGCUGGUGGCAACCAAGGACAACAGAACUCGGCCAACGCCAACUGGGUGCAGUUCUAGAUAGACAUCCUCCUGUUCCUGCUGCUGCUGCGCUUCUACCCCCCAAACUUUAUGUUUUAAGAUUCUACAGAUGUUUUUUUUUAUUUACCUCUUUCAAGCAAGUUAUUCGAAUUAUUUUCGUUUUGAAUACGACCAAAAGAUUGAACAGAACAUUCAGCAAAGGCGUCACGCGUUAAGGUUAAAGUUUUUUAAUUAAAUUGAAAUUUUGUAUUAGUUUCCCCGCCCACCACUCGUCCUCUUUUUGCCUCUCGCUCUAAUUCGAGGUGAAAGGUGAAAGCGGGCCGAGUUCUCAGUGAGUGGGGAUUUGUAGCAAACUAUUUAGCCUGGUUGUUAAUUGUAUAAAUGAAGAUAACAAUAAUUUGUAUGGAAAUUAUUCUAAAAUGUAAUUUGUUAACGUCGAGAUAAUGCAACUAAAAAUGCAAAUUAAGUUUAAAUCAUGUUAUACACGAACACGAACACUGCAAACACUAAACUAAAGUGAAAUAUUCAAAGUUUGAGUACUUACACACAGCAUACACACACGUGAAAGGACAUUCCGCAGAUGAGAGAUAGGACGCAUUACAUACCAAUCUAAUUUAUUGUUAACUCUACUCCAAAUUCUCCCUGAUCAACUUGUUUUACACCUACCUUUUAUGGAAUAAAACCAAUUAUACAGAUCUAUCAUCCUGUUGCCGUUUUUGACUUCAAUCAAAUUGUGUGAAAUUGAAAUUAAUUUAAUAGAAUUCAGAAAGUUAAAAACGUUUUGCCAUGGAUUGAUAUUUGUUAUCCGAUUACUAUGUUAAUGCGCACGCCUCAUUUGGAAAUAAAAUGAUUCAAUGGUUAAAGAAAGCAACUCCAAAACAGCCACAAUUGACUAUCGAUAAUCAAAAGUCGAUAAUAUCGAUAAUGAUAAUGUUUUCAAAUUUCAUUUAAUUCGAUUUCACAAAAUUUGAAAGAAACGCAAUCGAGAACAAGGCAAUAUUUAUACAUUUUUUUUUGUUGUUUAAAAGUGGCACACACAUGCAUAGCAAUUAAGUAAAUCAAAUGAAUUAUAUAUAAUAUACAAUAUGAAGAAAUAUCCAUAUGUAUUUAAUAAACCACAUUAUUGUAUAGAAGGAAA